Messenger RNA from Spinacia oleracea (spinach), 3415 nucleotides. Its product is annotated as aminodeoxychorismate synthase, chloroplastic. The transcript is spliced from 13 exons. Bases 436 to 3174 code for a protein of 912 amino acids. Gene Ontology annotation, cellular component: cytoplasm. Gene Ontology annotation, molecular function: aminodeoxychorismate synthase activity. The record is from RefSeq and is a predicted model, not a curated record. Lineage: Eukaryota; Viridiplantae; Streptophyta; Magnoliopsida; Caryophyllales; Amaranthaceae. Gene Ontology annotation, biological process: folic acid-containing compound biosynthetic process; L-tryptophan biosynthetic process; 4-aminobenzoate biosynthetic process.
UCUCUCCUCUCUAUUAUUUUGUUCAGUUCUCCCUAAUUUUUAUUGAAAUGAGCGAAAUAUUUUUAUUACAGUCCAUUUUAUAUGAUCUCUACAUAUUAUUUUCUCAGGAAAUUUUAAUUAAUUUGAACGCUUUUAGUACUGUUAAUGACUACUGAGCUCGCGAACUCGAACUCGAACUCGAACUCGAACUGGACUUACAAUUUUGAUUGGUGUUCAAUUGUUCAUUGUGCAGACGUGCUUCCCAUUUUAUGUUGAUGAUAUGAUAUUGUUUGUUAAUUGUGUAUAAAUUGAUUUUUGAUUGAAUAAGAAUGAUUGAUGUUAACUGAACUAGUCAAAAUAUGAUCCACUGAUUAGUUGUUGUUUGAAUUGUUUUCCUGUAGCUUUGGAAACUGUUUUCUGAUUGUUAAUCAGAUUGAUUAGUGGAAAAAGGGAGAAAUGAGCAUCAGUUUGUGGUGUUCAUCGUCUUUGGAGGCGAACAAUCCUCAUCCGGAGGGUUUUCGUUCCAACAGAACAAAAGUUCCUUUGCCGAAGGCAUCUGUGAGGCCAAUUAAGAAGGAUGAGUUUCGUAAUUUUGGUUAUGAUGCUCAGAGAGCGGUUGUUGCCUCGUCGGGCCAUUUGGCGCCUGAAGGAUUGCAGGAGGUAUCCAAGAGUAAGAAGAAAUGGGGAGAGAUGAAUAAUAAUCGGAAAUUGGAGUAUGUUAGGACUUUGUUGAUUGAUAAUUAUGAUAGCUACACUUUCAACAUUUACCAAGAGUUGUCUGUUACCAACAAGGUUCCUCCUGUUGUGGUGCGCAAUGAUGAAUGGACAUGGGAAGAAGCUUACUAUUACUUGUACGAGGAAAGAGCCUUUGAUAAUAUCGUCAUAUCACCUGGCCCUGGUUCUCCAAUGUGUGCUUCUGAUAUAGGGUUAUGCCUUCGCCUGCUGCUUGAAUGUAGGGAUAUACCUAUUUUGGGUGUUUGCCUUGGACAUCAGGCAUUAGGAUAUGUCCAUGGUGCUCAAAUUGUACAUGCAUCUCAACCGAUACAUGGACGCUUGAGUGAGAUUGUGCAUGAUGGUAGUAGACUAUUUGACAACAUCCCUUCUGGGGAAAAUUCUGGUUUCAAGGUUGUUCGUUACCAUUCACUUGUUGUAGAUGAGGACACAUUGCCUAAAGAACUUGUUCCCACAGCAUGGACCUGUUCGAGUAAUACACUUACUUUUCUUGAUACUUCUUGCUUGAUCCCUGAUUCCUGUUCUAGCAAGGGAAGCCAGAAAAUGAGCAUGAAGUAUUCACCUUCUUAUCCUGGAGAUGGAAAUUCUUUGCCCUCUUUUUACGGUGAUCGUGGACAAAGUGAAAAAGUUCUCAUGGGUAUAAGGCAUGUCAGCAGACCUCAUUAUGGUUUGCAGUUUCAUCCUGAGAGUGUUGCAACCAAUUAUGGGAGGCAGAUGUUUCUGAACUUUAGAAACAUAACUGUGGAUUAUUGGCAAGGAUUUGGGCAUGCAUCUUCUAAUAGGAAGUUAAAUGCAUGCAUGCAGGUGCCUCAGCCAGUUCAGCCCUCCAGGUUAUCGGCAAGGAGACCAUUUGUCAAUAAGGAGAAUCACAUUAGCCAUUCUAGUAUCAGCAAUCUUUUUAGUAUUUCAAGAAAGAGUAUGAGAGUUCAACACCUGAAACUGAGGUGGAGUAAACUUGAUUCUCUUGCUAACGAAGUUGGUGGGGCAAGAAAUAUAUUUUCCAAACUUUUUGAGAAUUGCAACGCUGAAGAAACCUUUUGGCUAGACAGUUCAUCUAUAGAAAAGGGAAGAGCUCGCUUUUCGUUUAUGGGGACAAAAGGUGGAUCUCUAUGGAAGCAGCUUACUUUUAAACUGUCGGAUGAAAGAACUGGAGGUCAUCUCUCAAUUGCAAAUGCUCAGGGAAAUGUUACAAGCAUGUAUUUGGAAAAUGGUUUUCUUGAUUUCUUAGACAAGGAUCUCAAAUCAAUGCAUUGUGACCAGGAAGAUUAUCAAGGGCUGCCUUUUGACUUUUCCGGUGGAUAUGUUGGUUACAUUGGGUAUAAUCUAAAAGUUGAGUGCGGAUCUGCAUCUAACUGCCACAAAUCUUCUGCACCAGAUGCUUGCCUUUUCUUUGUAGAUAACUUUUUGGCAAUUGAUCAUCACAAUGGUGAUGUUUACAUUUUGUCAGUGCGGGACAAAAGCUCAGCUGAACCAUCAUGGCUAGAUGAAAUACAGUUGAAGCUUCUUAACUUGAAAGGUUGCGCUACCGAUGUUAACAACAAACAUCAAAUCUGUCCACCUGUGUUGUCUCCACUGAAGGCUGGUUUCAUGUCCGAAAAAUCAAGAGAUGAGUACAUACAGGAUGUUCAGAAGUGUCUUAGAUAUAUCAAAGAUGGAGAAAGCUAUGAGUUGUGUCUCACAACUCAGAUGAGGAAGAAUAUUGACAAGGUAGAUCCUUUAAAUCUUUACCUCAGGCUCAGAGAACAGAAUCCUGCCCCGUAUGCUGCAUGGCUGAACUUCCCGAAAGAGAAUCUAUGCAUCUGCUGUUCUUCUCCAGAAAGGUUUCUGCGUUUGGAUAGAGAUGGUAUCCUGGAAGCAAAGCCAAUUAAAGGUACCAUCUCUCGAGGUUCAACUCCAGAAAGAGAUGAACAGCUAAAAUUGCAGCUUCAAUACAGUGAGAAGGAUCAGGCUGAAAAUCUGAUGAUAGUUGAUCUGCUCAGAAAUGACCUAGGACAGGUUUGUGAUCCCGGUUCUGUUCACGUGCCCAAACUCAUGGAUGUGGAGUCUUACGCCACCGUACACACAAUGGUAAGUACAAUAAGAGGGAAGAAGUGUGAAGAUGUAAGUCCAGUCAAUAGUGUUAGAUCUGCAUUUCCUGGUGGAUCCAUGACAGGUGCUCCAAAAUUAAGAUCAAUGGAGAUUCUCGAUUCUCUUGAAACUUGUUCAAGAGGUAUUUAUUCUGGUUCUAUUGGGUACUUCUCACUUAACGGGACGUUCGAUUUGAACAUCGUGAUAAGGACGGUUGUUAUACACGAGGGUGAAGCUUCGAUUGGUGCCGGAGGUGCAAUCGUUGCUUUGUCGAAACCCGAGGAUGAGUAUGAAGAAAUGGUACUUAAAACUCGGUCCACCACAACGGCUAUUGUAGCAUGCGAAACAGACUCUGUUGUGUCUGGUGAAAUACCCAUCAAUGAAGCUGCUAGUUAACAGGAAAUUGUACUAAUGUACCAUUGUAUUCCUAUGUAGCACCUCUAUUGAACCUUUAGAAAGUUAGAAUACAAGAAAAAUUGGAGACAGAUAUAGCAUAGAAAAAAAAAAAUACAUACAUACAUAGGCAGAAUUCGGGUUGGAAGAGACGAUUGAUUAGAAAUGCAACUGAUUCUGCAUCACACAUCAAUGUUGUAAUGUACUUGACUGGUCUAUUUAUGCAAGCAAUAUUUAUAGGUAA